Anopheles funestus (African malaria mosquito) is the source of this 1079-nucleotide messenger RNA. It is a transcript of the gene Scox, whose product is annotated as protein SCO1 homolog, mitochondrial. Gene Ontology annotation, biological process: mitochondrial respiratory chain complex IV assembly; intracellular copper ion homeostasis. Gene Ontology annotation, cellular component: mitochondrial inner membrane. Gene Ontology annotation, molecular function: copper chaperone activity; copper ion binding. The record is from RefSeq and is a predicted model, not a curated record. The transcript has 2 exons. Lineage: Eukaryota; Metazoa; Arthropoda; Insecta; Diptera; Culicidae. Bases 139 to 966 code for a protein of 275 amino acids.
AAAGUGUCAUUGCUUCGAAAUGUCACAAUAUGCACGUAACAACAUUGCCGGCUCGAAGAAAACAGUGUAAAAUAAUUGCACAAAUUGUUUAAAUGUGUGUAAAUAUUUAGUGCUGUACAAAACGCUGGGUACACCAAUAUGUCGAAUAUGUUGCUAAGAUUAUCCAGCCGAAGUUUGCGCGAGCUGAGUGGGAGUGCCGGAUUGUUUGGCACCACCAGAACAAACCUACCCCAUCAGCUCAAACUGUCCAAACAUGGUUCCAUCUUUGGCCGGUUUCAGCAUACAAACCGCCAGUCUGAUCCAAUGAAAGGCAAGGGCCCAAUCACGUGGAAAAGUUUUGCAUUUAUUGCCACCGCCGGUAUCGGUGUGCUCGGAUUCAUGUGGUACGUAAAGGACGAGAAAGAGCAAGCUCUGCUGCGGGAACGGAAGCGACAGCUGGGCAAAGCAGCCAUCGGAGGAAAGUGGGAUUUGACCGACUCGGAUGGUCAGCCACGCAAAUCGUCCGAUUUUCUAGGCAAAUGGUUGCUGAUAUACUUUGGCUUCACGCACUGUCCCGACAUCUGCCCGGAUGAGCUGGAAAAGAUGGCGGCCGUGGUAGAUAAUCUGGAAAAGGACAAGGAUGCCGAUCCGGUGCAACCAAUUUUCAUCACCGUCGAUCCGCAGCGAGACACCAAAGAGAUUGUGGGUAAAUACGUGAAGGAGUUUUCGCCGAAGUUGCUCGGUCUUACCGGCACGGUGGAACAGGUAGCCCAGGUAUGUCGAGCAUUCCGCGUGUACUUUAGUGCCGGUCCGAAAGACGAGGAUGAAGAUUAUAUCGUGGAUCACACAAUCAUCAUGUACUUGGUUGAUCCGAACGGCGAAUUCGUCGAUUACUAUGGACAAAACCGUGAUAAGGAAUCGAUAAAGAAUUCCAUUCUGAUCAACAUGGCAAAGUUUAAGCAGAUGCACAAAUCAUCGUGGUGGUAGAUUAGCAGAUGCUUAUGGUAUUUUGUACGAUAAAGUAUAGUAGCGCUAGUGGCGAUGAAUCGUAUUGGUUAAGUUGAUUAAACACUCGGCAGCAUGUCGUCGUAAUACUAUUA